Molecule: messenger RNA, 2740 nt
Organism: Tilletiopsis washingtonensis
Lineage: Eukaryota; Fungi; Basidiomycota; Exobasidiomycetes; Entylomatales
Exons: 5
Coding region: 150-2660 (836 amino acids)
Molecular function (GO): metalloendopeptidase activity; zinc ion binding
Source: RefSeq, a predicted model, not a curated record
CGCUGCUCCACUCGGCCUUAAAGCGCCGCCUGACUCAACGCACUCCCUCGUCUCUCUCCACCACACCCCGUCGCAGGCGAGCCCCUCCUCCGGCUCACUCGGCGCACCCACCUCGCCCCAUCCCACCCCUCCACACGCGCUUGCCCAGCAUGGCCCGCGCCACCUUCGCUGCUGCGCGUCUCUGCGCCCUCGUCCAGCUGGCCCUGGCAGUCGCCGCCCUCUCCCUCGUGCCCUCGGCCGCCGCCGCCAACAGCCACGUCGAGGCGCUCAGUGCCGCACAGCAGGCCGCUGCCCACUCGCACCGCCGCUCGCUCAACUUUGGCGUCAGCCACGAUGCGCAGCUCCACUCGGCCGCCACGGCGCACAGCGCCGAGCACGCGUCGCUCUUCGGCGGCGCCACGACGCUGCUGCACGCCGUGCCCGAGCACAUCACCGAGCCCUACGCCGUCGCCACGCACCUCGCCGAGCUGGCGCUGCGCCCCACCUCCUGGCGCGCCGCCAUCGCAAACAAGAAGCGCAACAGCUCGUUCCGCGUGCGCGAGGACUCCUACACCGACGCCGAGUCGGGCCUCACCUACGUCUACCUGAAGCAAGUCAUCAACGGCAUCGAGGUGGCCGACGGCGACAUGAAUGUGGUGGUCGACGUGCACGGCCGGCCGCUCAGCUACAGCUCGUCGUUCUACACGGGCGAGCUGCCCGACGAGGCGCAGCUGGCGCAGACGAGCAGCAGCGAGGCGGGCGUGCACCAGUGUCUCUCGCGCCGCUCGCAGGUCGUCUUUGGCGUGUCUGGCGGUGCGUCGCCGUGCGCCACUGCCGCGCCUGCCGCGCACCUUGCGUCGGACGCGCGCCACGCAGCUCUGCGCUUCGUGGCCGCCGCCAGUCCCGACGCUGCGCUCGUCUCGACGCUCAGCGGCGUGCUUGGCUCGCCCGCUGCGCUCGACGAGGCAGCUGCCAGCAUCAGCGAGCAGCGUGCCUCUGCGCCGCGUGCCCACCACUCGUCGCACGCCGUCGAGCUGCGCAACGUGCCGGGCAGCACGGGUGCCGUGCUGGCGUACAAGGUCUACACGCACGACGGCCGUGGUGGCCUGCGUCUGGCGUGGCGCCUCAACGUGCCGAUGGACGCGCCUCAGGCAUCCAACUUCUACGAGGCGACAGUCGACGUUGUGACCGGCGACGUGCUCAGCGCAAACGACUGGGUCAAGGACAUGACCAUCUCCCGCCCGCAGCAACUCACGGCGCCCGACUUUGGCCCGCUCGAGCACCCCGUUGCCGAGAUGGCUGCAGAUGUGCAGGCGUCUGCCGACAAGCAGACGAAGCCGCCGCUGUACCGCGUGCUCAAGUGGGGCCUCAACGACCCGACGGAGGGCAACCGCACGACGGAGGAGGGCGUACACGACAGUCGCGCCUCGCCGUACGGCUGGCACACGGUGCCCGGCCACUCGAGCAACAAGACGUACACGAGCACCAACGGCAACAACGUCAAGGCCAGCGCGUUCGGCGCCGGCAUGGACGACUGGCAGCACACCAAGAGCGCCGAGGGCAAGGUCGUCGACGGCGCGCUGCUGUUCAACUCGACUUUCGGUUGGAGAGCCGCCAACCACGAGCAUGCCGUGCUUGACCCGGCCAAGUACGCCGACGCAUCGGUGACGAACCUUUUCUACUCGCUCAACAGCUACCACGACCUGCUGCACCGCUACGGCUUCGACGCGCCGGCCGGCAACUUCGAGGAGGCCGACAACCCGGCGGGCGGCCGCGGCGGCGACGCCAUCAUUGCCUAUGCGCAGAGCUCGGCGGGCAUCAACAACGCCGACUUUACCACGCCGCCCGACGGCUCAGCGCCGCGCGUGCGCAUGUACAAGUGGCGCACCGUCGCCAAUGCUACGGACCGCGAUGGCGACUUUGAGGCAGGCGUGAUCAUCCACGAGAUGACGCAUGGUCUCAGCACGCGCCUCACCGGCGGCCCCAGCGACUCGAGCUGUCUCGGCUGGGGCGAGGGCGGCAUGAUGGGCGAGGGCUGGGGUGACAUCCUGGCCACGAUCAUCCGCCGCAAGUCUCCCACGCGCGACAUCUACCCCAUGGGCUCCUGGGUCUCGCACAACAAGGCCGGCAUCCGCAAGUACCCCUACUCGACGAACCUGACGACGAGUCCCGAGACGUACGAGACGCUCAACGGCAUGUGGGAGCCGCACGCUGGCGGCGAGGUGUGGGCGGCGGUGCUGUACCAGCUCGAGGAGGGCUUGCGCGCCCGCCACGGAUGGCACCCCGAUCUCUUCCCGCCGCCGCCGCACGCCAGCCAGAAGACGAAGGAUGAGUUCUGGCUCAGCGACGAGGACGUCAAGAAGACGCUGCCGCUCGAGGCGGGCGGCAAGCGCGCCAGCAAGCGUCGCAUUCCUCGGCACGGCAACACGCUGGCCGUUCAGCUCAUCAUCGACGCCAUGAAGCUGCAGCCCUGUCGUCCGACCUUCCUUUCCGCCCGCGACGCCCUCCUCACGGCCGACCGCGCACUCACGGGCGGCAACAACACGUGCCUGCUCUGGAACCGCUUCGCAGACCGCGGCCUGGGCGUCUCGGCGCGUGUCAUUGGACAGACGCCGUGGGGCGGAGGCAUCCGCCACAACGACAAGAGCGUGCCGAACGGCUGCGAGAAGAGCCAUCUUUAGCAGAGUCGAGCCCUUUGUAGAUACGUCGUGCCCGCCGUGACCCCCUUCUUCAUCGAUCCUGUCUCUGAACAUCCUGUAGC